Dovyalis caffra is the source of this 864-nucleotide messenger RNA. The record is from the annotation of a GenBank genome assembly. Lineage: Eukaryota; Viridiplantae; Streptophyta; Magnoliopsida; Malpighiales; Salicaceae.
AUGGAGCAAGCAAAGAAACAUUUGAUGAUAAUUUCCAUUUUCAUCAUCCUUUUCAAUAUUGCAGGCAGCAAGGACUUAUCGCAGCCACUCCAUAAUUCAAGCAAGCAUUUUGUGCUAGUACAUGGGUCAGGCCAUGGUGCCUGGUGUUGGUACAAACUUGUGCCGCUAUUAAGAUCAUCAGGUCACAAGGUUAGCGCUAUAGAUUUAGCUGCUUCUGGGAUUGACCCACAGCAGAUUGGUGAUCUUAGAUCAAUAUCUGAUUAUAUUAGGCCGUUGAGAGAUCUUCUUGCAUCUCUACCACCAAAUGAAAAAGUUAUCCUUGUUGGUCAUAGCUUAGGGGGAUUCGCACUUUCUCAGACCAUGGAGAGAUUUCCAAGCAAAAUUUCCGUGGCUGUUUUCGUUACUGCCUUCAUGCCUGGCCUUUCCCUUAGCGCUUCCACUAUUAAUCAAAAGGUAAGCCAACUUGAUUUGCUAGACAGCCGCUACGGUUUCGGUAAUGGCCCAAAUAACCCACCAACAUCUUUAACCCUUGGGCCCAAGUUCCUAUUAUUAAGGAUGUACCAGCUCAGUCCAAUUGAGGACUGGACAUUGGCGACAACAUUGAUUAGAGAAACACGUCAGUUUACUGAUCAAGAACUGUCAAGGGACCUGGUACUAACGAAGGAGAAGUAUGGCUCUGUUAAAAGAGUUUUUAUCAUUGCAGAAAAAGAUUUGGCCUUGGACAAGGAUUUUCAACAAUGGAUGAUUCAGAAAAACCCACCCAAUGAAGUGAUGGAGAUAAAAGGAUCCGAUCACAUGACCAUGAUCUCUAAACCUAUGAAGCUUUGGGCUCGUCUGCUAGGAAUUUCUGAAAAAUAUAAUUGA